Molecule: messenger RNA, 1043 nt
Organism: Lacerta agilis (Sand lizard)
Lineage: Eukaryota; Metazoa; Chordata; Lepidosauria; Squamata; Lacertidae
Gene: GCH1
Product: GTP cyclohydrolase 1
Exons: 6
Coding region: 116-871 (251 amino acids)
Biological process (GO): tetrahydrofolate biosynthetic process; tetrahydrobiopterin biosynthetic process
Cellular component (GO): cytoplasm
Molecular function (GO): zinc ion binding; GTP cyclohydrolase I activity; GTP binding
Source: RefSeq, a predicted model, not a curated record
CGCGUCCUUUUGCGCGCAAAGUCGCCAGAUCGGUUGCAGAGCUGCUCGGGGAUCCCCAGCCCAGAUCUCCAGGGUUUUCCCUAUCCGCACGGUCAAGUCUCCCGGUUCCGGAGCGAUGGAGAAAGUGAAGGCGCGGGCGCUGCUGGAGCAGCCUCUGCGACCCGCCAGCUACAACGGCUACGCGCUGGCGGAGAAGCCGCCGCAGGCGCUGCCCGGCCGCUCCUCCGCGGACGCGCCGCGCUGCCCGAAGGCUGCAGCCAGCUCUUUCGAGAGCUGGAGAGAGGAGCGCACCCGCAGCGAGGAAGACAACGAGAUGAACCUGCCCGGCUUGGCCGCCGCCUACAGCACCAUCCUACGCGCCCUGGGCGAGGACCCCGAGCGCCAGGGGCUGCUCAAGACCCCCUGGAGGGCGGCCACCGCCAUGCAAUUCUUCACCAAAGGCUACCAAGAGACCAUCACAGAUGUACUAAACGAUGCCAUAUUUGAUGAAGAUCACGACGAAAUGGUGAUCGUGAAGGACAUAGACAUGUUUUCGAUGUGCGAGCACCACCUGGUUCCAUUUGUGGGAAAGGUGCACAUAGGCUACCUCCCUAACAAACAGGUGCUGGGACUCAGCAAGCUGGCAAGGAUUGUUGAAAUCUACAGCAGAAGAUUACAAGUUCAGGAGCGCCUCACGAAACAGAUUGCCAUCGCCAUCACAGAAGCCUUGCAGCCGGCGGGUGUCGGGGUGGUGGUUGAAGCGACGCACAUGUGCAUGGUGAUGCGAGGGGUUCAGAAAAUGAACAGUAAGACUGUAACCAGCACGAUGCUCGGAGUAUUCCGGGAAGACCCCAAAACCCGGGAAGAGUUUUUGACGCUCAUCCGCAGCUAAAACUGUGCCAUCUUCCUCCGGACUGUCUUGUCUGCUGUUGGUUAUUUUGCUGCUUUGGUCCCUACUCCCUCUCUCUCUCUCUCUCUCUCUCUCUCUUUCCUUAGAGUAACUGUCCAUUUAAAUUCCCUUGUUUUUUCUUAUUAUUGGUUCUGUAAAAGAUUCUUUAUGGUAA